Messenger RNA from Penicillium daleae, 1050 nucleotides. RefSeq names its product zinc-dependent alcohol dehydrogenase. Gene Ontology annotation, molecular function: zinc ion binding; oxidoreductase activity. Bases 1 to 1050 code for a protein of 349 amino acids. The record is from RefSeq and is a predicted model, not a curated record. Lineage: Eukaryota; Fungi; Ascomycota; Eurotiomycetes; Eurotiales; Aspergillaceae. The transcript is spliced from 3 exons.
AUGUCCAUCCCAGAGCUCCAACAAGCCGCCGUGGUUGAGAACCCCGGCGAUAACUUCACAGUUGUCCUGCGAAAUAAUAUACUGGUCGGGAAUCCUGGUACAGAUGAGAUUCUCAUCAAGCUGAACUGUACAGGCAUUUGCCAUUCAGAAGUGCGCGCUGUCCUGGGAUGGGGUGUCUACAACUCCAUCAUUGGUCAUGAAGGGGUAGGAACUGUCGUCAAGGCAGGUCCCAACGUCUCGCCAUCAUUAAUGGGGCAGCGUGUGGGAUUCAAGUGGCUAUACAAUGCCUGCAUCGAAUGUUCCAUCUGUCAACGAGGCUUCUUCCAGAACUGUCCCAAGCAACUCAACACUAGUCGCCAUGUUCCAGGCACUUUGCAACAAUAUGCUAUUGCCGAUGCUCGCUUUAUCACCCGGAUUCCGGAAGGGGUUCCUAACGAAGUUGCCGCUCCAUUGCUUUGUGCUGGCCUCACGAUGGCCGGUGCUUUGGCCCAUCUGGACAAUGAGCUACAGCCGGGGGACUGGGUUGUCAUUUCAGGUUCCGGUGGCGGUCUUGGUCACAUCGGUGUUCAACUCGCUGCUCGGGUCAAAAAGUACCGUGUGAUUGCAGUGGACAGUGGUGAUGAUAAGAGAGAUCUCAGUCUUUCCUCUGGUGCUGAAGCCUUUGUUGAUUUCAAGACCGAGGACGUUACAAACCGAGUCCUUGAGCUCACAAAAGAGGGUGCUCAUGCGACGAUCGUGGUCCCCGGUACAAAGGAGGCUUUCCAAAUGGCGCCGACUUUAGUCAGGAAUAUGGGUCACAUUAUUUGUGUUGGCCUUCCCCGAAAUGACAUAGAACUUCCUAUCUCGGCCACGCUCUGUGCUGCAAGAGGGCUCACGAUCAAGGGUUCUUCGGUGGGAUCUGAGGAGCAAAUGACUGAGCUACUACAGCUCGCUCGCGAAGGGAUAAUCACUCCUGAGAUUGAGGUGUUCCCAUUUUCGGAGGCACCAAAUCUGAUUCAGAGUAUCACAAAAGACGCAAUUAGAGGGAGAGCAGUCGUUAAGAUUCCCUAG